AUGCUGAGCAUGAGGAACGAGGUGGAGAGGAGAAUGCAACGUGUGAACCAGGCUUAUCGGCUCCUCUCUCAGGACAUGGACAUGACAAGGAGACUAGCACAGAGCAGGCAGACUGGGGACAAAAAGAGUGAGCAGGACUCUCUCAAAACUGACAAAGAGGGGAAGGAGCACUUUGAGCUCAGCCUGAAUGUGAGUCCCUUCUCUCCUGAUGAACUGACUGUGAAAAAUGCAGGAAGGAGACUGAUUGUGACGGGAAAACAUGACCAGAAAAGGGACACUGAGAAUGGGAGCUACUUUCAUGAAUACAGAGAGUGGAAGAGAGAAGUUGAGCUCCCAGAAGAUGUGAAUCCUGAGGAAGUGCUGUGUUCCCUGUCUGAAGACGGACAGCUCAUUAUUCAGGCUCCUCGCCUGGCACUACCAGCUGCUAAAGAGAGACCCAUUGCCAUCACCAUGAACCGGGCACCAGUAAAUGGAGAGGGGAUUCCUCCUGAGCCCCAGAACAGCAGUGUGAGCGGAGAUCCAGAGAAUGGACUAAAUGCUUCCUGACAACUUUAAAGGACUGUUUUUACAUCAAUUUAGCUGUUAUACUGCCUCCUGAACAUAUUUUAUACAUGUGUCGCAUUCAUGUUGUUUUAAAAC
Pelobates cultripes (western spadefoot toad) is the source of this 639-nucleotide messenger RNA. The record is from the annotation of a GenBank genome assembly. Lineage: Eukaryota; Metazoa; Chordata; Amphibia; Anura; Pelobatidae.